Molecule: messenger RNA, 387 nt
Organism: Vicia faba (fava bean)
Lineage: Eukaryota; Viridiplantae; Streptophyta; Magnoliopsida; Fabales; Fabaceae
Source: the annotation of a GenBank genome assembly
AUGGAUGAAGAGUACGACGUCAUCGUUUUGGGAACCGGUCUCAAGGAAUGCAUUCUCAAUGGUCUUCUCUCUGUCGAUGGCCUCAAGCUUUGGAAGAAAUUCAGAGGAGAUGAUACGCCUCCUCCACAUUUGGGUUCUAGCAAAGACUAUAAUAUUGACAUGAACCCUAAGUUCAUUGUGGCUAAUGGCAUGUUAGUGAGGGUUCUCAUUCAUACUGAUGUUACCAAGUAUCUCUAUUUUAAAGCUGUGGAUGGAAGUUUUGUCUUUAACAAAGCAAAGGUUCACAAAGUACCUUCAAAUGAUAUGGAGGCCUUGAAAUCUCCACUUAUGGGGAUAUUUGAAAAAACGACGUGCGCGCAAGUUUUUCAUUUAUGUUCAAGAUUAUAA